CCUCCAGCCUCAGUUUUUUAUAACCCUCUGUACAUGCGCACUCUGUACUUGGAUAGGUUGUAUUGGUCAUCCAUGGUUGGGACAGCACAUCACGUUCAGCUGCUCCCUGCUGGCUGCUUCAUGCUAAACAGAAAAGAAGAGAAAAGGGAAGAAGAGUUUGGCAAGGACGGUGACCGUGCAUGUGAGGAGGAGGAGGAGGAAAUGGUAUGCAGCACAGGCGGGGCUGUUCCUCCCUCUGUCCCGUAGCUGUUUUUAUUUACAGCAAAAACACAAGCCCGUUUCCAACCGGAACACCGGGCUCCGAGGCUCAUUUUGUGGAAGUCUCUCCACACGGUAUGCCCGAAAAAAGCUCCUAAACACGGGUUAACGAUGGCUUCGGUUCGGAUGGUCGGCAAAGUUACGGCGAGACUUUUGGGAAGUAUUCAGCCUCUUCACUGCAGUGUCAAAACUACGCGUCCUGUUACAUUUCUUCACAAGGUUCAACAGAGGUCGCCCCUGCUUGGAAAUAGCCCAGCGUUUUUCUACAGUACACUUGCUCCCUCCAGUGACUUGUCUUUGAAGUACAAACAUGGCCGUUUGGUUCUGGAGGUGCCAUUGCCCUCCAGAGAUGAGAUGUGUCUGUUCUUCCUCAGACCCAUGCUGAUGAGCGUGGGAGACCUGAUCUCAGAUCUGCAGAAAGAGGACCCCGGGGCCAAGGCAUCCAUUUUGUCCAAGGAUGGAGAGCGUGUAACCAACACCACGCUGAUAGACGCCCUGCUGGAUAAGGACUUCCAGCUCGUCAUCAAUGAUGCCGUUUAUAAUGUCGUCUCUCCUGAAAAGGUGGCUACCAGUGAGCAAGCCAUGGAGAUGGAUGACAUGAAGCAUGUCGUGCAUCUGCUGCACACGGCACUCCACAUGCCUGAACACCACCUGCUGAAGGAGAGGCAGCUGCUGGAGAGACAGGAUGUCCUCAAACAGGAGCUGUCCCCCCUGGAGGAGAUGAAAGCUCAGCUGUCCCGGUCCGCAAACUUCCACAGCGCCAGGGUGGUGUGGACCGGCCUGGCCCUGCUGUCUGUGCAGGGCGGGGCUCUGGCCUGGCUCACGUGGUGGGUUUACUCAUGGGACGUCAUGGAGCCCGUCACGUAUUUCAUCACCUACGCCACCAGCAUCGGAGCCUUCUCCUAUUAUGUCCUUACCAAACAGGAUUAUUUAUACCCAGACGUUAAAGACAGACAGUUCCUGCAUUCCUUUUAUAAGGGGGCCGGCAGGAAGAAAUUCAACGUGGGAAAAUACAAUGAACUGAAGGAUGAGCUGGCUGAGGUGGAGGAGGACCUGAGACGUCUGAGAAAUCCGACUCAAUUUCACUUUCCACUCGAACAGAUCCAGCCGAGGCCAUGAACGAAGCCAGGCCAUGAACAACGGUCACACUCAAACACUCCAGAGCAAAAACAAAUAUUCUGCUUUAUUUUGAUAAUGGUGCCUUUUUACCAGGAAUCCAUGUCAUUCUGUGUUUUCUUUACAGUCUUGAUAAUGAUGCCAAUUAUGUCUUUGAGAAAAUGCCAAACACUGACGACUAUUGAAUUAAAAAUAAUUGCCCGAACAUCA
This is a messenger RNA of Trematomus bernacchii (emerald rockcod), 1584 nucleotides long. RefSeq names its product calcium uniporter protein, mitochondrial-like. The coding region runs from base 370 to 1377 and encodes 335 amino acids. Gene Ontology annotation, cellular component: mitochondrial inner membrane; uniplex complex. NCBI's taxonomy places the organism in Eukaryota, Metazoa, Chordata, Actinopteri, Perciformes, Nototheniidae. The record is from RefSeq and is a predicted model, not a curated record. Gene Ontology annotation, biological process: calcium import into the mitochondrion; mitochondrial calcium ion homeostasis. Gene Ontology annotation, molecular function: calcium channel inhibitor activity. The transcript has 8 exons.